GGCUCCUCCUCCUUGAACCAGCUAAAAUUGAAACCUGAAAGCAAAUUAAGAAAAUUCUCAAAGGCUCACUGAAAAUGUCAUUGAUUCCAAGAAUGUUCGGAGAUCGACGAAGCAGCGUCUUCGAUCCAUUCUCAAUUGACGUGUGGGAUCCUUUCAGGGAAUUGGGUUCCAAUUCACGGGAGACUUCUGCAUUCGCUAACACACGAGUCGACUGGAAGGAAACUCCUGAGGCUCAUGUGUUCAAGGCCGAUCUCCCUGGGCUUAAGAAGGAGGAAGUGAAAGUGGAGAUCGAAGACAAUAGGGUUCUUCAAAUCAGCGGAGAGAGGAACGUGGAGAAAGAAGAUAAGAAUGAUACAUGGCACCGUGUGGAACGCACCAGCGGCAAAUUCAUGAGAAGAUUCAGGCUCCCGGAGAAUGCGAAAAUGGAUCAAGUUAAGGCGGCGAUGGAGAAUGGAGUGCUUACUAUUACUGUUCCGAAAGAAGAGGUGAAGAAGCCAGAUGUCAAAUCCAUUGAGAUCACUGGUUAGAUAGACGCUUUAGCUAGCUGAAAUAUGUAAGUACGCUAUGAUAUGUGCAAGUAUAUAGGAAAUCGAAUAGAUGUCUUUUGCGAAGAUUUGAAGUUGCUCUGUUUUUGUAUCUUGUCUGUGGUCGAGUUUGUUAAAGGCGUGUUUGAUGUAAAUUCUUUGAAAUUCUCUGUGGAAAAGGCAGUAGUGUUGUUAUAGAAUCAAAGUGUUCUAUUAUCCUA
Nicotiana attenuata is the source of this 745-nucleotide messenger RNA. RefSeq names its product 17.6 kDa class I heat shock protein-like. Gene Ontology annotation, biological process: protein complex oligomerization; response to salt stress; protein folding. The coding region runs from base 75 to 527 and encodes 150 amino acids. Lineage: Eukaryota; Viridiplantae; Streptophyta; Magnoliopsida; Solanales; Solanaceae. The record is from RefSeq and is a predicted model, not a curated record. The transcript has a single exon.